This is a messenger RNA of Linderina pennispora, 3750 nucleotides long. Its product is annotated as actin-binding FH2. Gene Ontology annotation, cellular component: mating projection tip; cell division site. The record is from RefSeq and is a predicted model, not a curated record. Gene Ontology annotation, molecular function: small GTPase binding; actin binding. Gene Ontology annotation, biological process: barbed-end actin filament capping; mitotic actomyosin contractile ring assembly; actin filament bundle assembly. The transcript is spliced from 3 exons. NCBI's taxonomy places the organism in Eukaryota, Fungi, Kickxellomycota, Kickxellomycetes, Kickxellales, Kickxellaceae. The annotation marks the transcript as partial.
AAUGCGCCCGAGUACUUUUACCGCUACCUGAAGGAAACCGAUAUCCGGUCGCUGCCCAAGCAGAUGCUCUUGCACCUGCGGAUUUGUGUGACGACGCAGCCGGUAGCGUGGGUCAAGCAGUUUGUCGAGAUACAGGGUCUGGAGGCGCUCUCGGAGUGCCUGGGGAUCCUGAACCACUCGCGCACGCGCAAGGGCGAUGACAUCACAAAGGAAAUGGAGAUCAUCCGCUGCAUAAAGUCGGUAGUCAAUAUCCAGUGGGGCGCCCAAGACGUGCUGCGGUUCCCCUCAUGUGUGCACAACCUGUGCUUCUCGAUCGACGCUCCGUCGCUUCUGACGCGCCGCCUAAUCUCAGAGAUCCUGACGUACAUCUGCUACCUCAACGUGCCUACAGGCCAUGCCGCGGUGCUGAAGGGCCUCGAUAAGCUGCAAAAGUUCCGCGAAAUGCAGAAGCGCUUUGAGCCCUGGAUGCGGGCCCUCGAGACAGCCAUCGACGGGCGGGGCCGCAUGGGCAGCAAGGUGGGUGUCUCCGAUGAGCUGCGGCAGAUGGGUGGCACCGCCGACCGCGAUCUGACAGACUAUGUCCUCUCGAGCAUGAUUUUUGUCAACGCCGUUGUCGGUGUCUCGGACGACGUUGAGAUGCGCAACCACUACCGCAACCAGCUUAAUGCGGCUGGCCUCUCGCGCAUCAUGAAGAAGCUGCGCCAGGGCUUCGACAGCCCCCUGAUUGCCCUGCAGCUCAACAAGUUUGAGAAGGACUCGGAGCAGGACCAUGCCGAUGUGCUUGAGCUGUAUAACCAGCAGAUCAUGCAGGACAUGACCGACCCCGAGGAAGUAUUCCAGGCGAUUCUUGCCCAGAUCGACGACGACGAGAGCGCACGUGAGCACUUUUUGUCCAUCUUGCAGCGUCUGCUUCUGCUGCGCGACGACUUUAUUGCCGACUCUGCCUCCGUUGCCGAGAGCACGUCGGGCCGGCCCACCAAGGCCAAGUACUACCAACUACUCGAUGAGAUCACCACCCAGGUUGUCAUGGAUAUUCGCACCAGCGACCAGAUCGGCUCGGACUACGCCUCCGAUGAAGACCGCCCGCUGGCCCGCAACACCGACUCGUUCACCAACCAGUACGGGGUCAGCGUUGCCGGUAUCAUCGACAAGUUCUCCAACGAGGAGCAGCUCGAGGAGGCCGUGCGCGAGGCAAAGGACCUGCGCGAGCAGCUCGAAAAGGUCACCAGGCAGAAGAACGAGCUCGAGCUCGAAGUGUCGCUGAAAUCAGAGGGCCUUGUCGGCACACUGAAGACAAAGAUCUUUGCCCUUGAGGACCUGCUGCGCAUGUCCCGCCAUACCAUCGAGGCAUUGCAGACCCAGAUCAAGGAGCUGCGCGACCAGUUUACGCAGAAGCUCGCCAAGCAGGACUCACAGCUCAAGCAGCUGUAUGCCGCGCUGCAGGAUGAGGCAGGCGAGCACGAUAUGCUCAGGCAGCUCAAGAACGACCUGACGAUUGAGAACGAGGUGCUAAGAAGCGGCGUGGCGCUGCAGGUUUCCGAAGAUAACCCCGACCAUGUUGUGCUCAACCACGAUCGUCUGCUGGCCGAGAUCGAGAAGCUGAAGCAGCAGCGCCCAGAUCUCAACCGCAUGACAAAGGCCCGCCAAAUGCUGGAGGAGCUGCUCUCGGAAGCCGGCCAGGGUCUGACAGCCAAACCGGCCGGUGCCAAGCCCACAGCCGCUACCUCGGCUGCUGCCAAUGUUUCCAAAUCAACUGCUGCUCCAGCUGCAGCUGGCGCUACCUCGCCGCAGCCGCAGGCAGCUAACUUGCCAGAGGGCACCAGGGUGGGCACCGUCACGAUGCAGUCGUUGAGCACUACCACCGGCAGAUUGCCUGAGUUUGCCAAGGAAUUGCAGGACAAGCUGGGCAAGCGCCAGGGCAACAUUGCCGUUGCCAAAGAAAAGAUUGACGAUGGCGGUGAUUCGGAAGCCCACUCUGCCCCUACCAGCUCUGCUCCUGCUGGUGGUGAUAUGGCCCAGGGAUCUGACUCCAAUGCAGUUCCUGCUGCCGACAGUGCAGCUCCUGCUGCUGCUGUCACUGAUCCCUCUGCUCCUACUGGCACUGCUCCCCCGCCUCCGGCUCCCCCGCCACCUCCCAUGGUUGGUGGUGCCCCUGGAUUGACGCCUGGCGCCUCCAUUGGGGUUCCCCCGCCUGCUCCGCCUCCGCCGCCCAUGGCCAGCGGCGCUCCGCCUCCGCCCGCUCCGCCUCCACCACCGCCCGUGGGCGCUACAGGGGCAAACUCUGGUCCGACCGCAUCGGCACUGGCCGGUAUCAAGCUGCGCUCGACCAAGAGCGACACACCUGCAGCAGCCCCCCCACCAGCACCCCCCGCCCCGGGCGGUCCGCCAGCACCACCGCCCCCGCCGCCUCCUGGCGGUCCGGGAGCACCACCUCCGCCGCCCCCUGCACCGGGACUUCUGGGACCGCUGCGUCGCAAGGAGCUGCGGUACAUCCCCAAGGUGAAAUUGAAGGCCCUGCAGUGGGAGAAGCUGAGCGACCAACACGUCGACAAGUCCCUGUGGUCCGAGCUCGAAUCGCGGGCUGGCAUCGACGAGAAGCACGUCCUCGACACUCUGCACUCCAAGGGCGUGUUUGAGUCAGUUGAGCGCAUGUUCGCCGCCAAGCAGGCCGUCGACAUCUUCGCGCUCCGCGAGAAGCGGCGCAAGGAGCGCGAGCAGCAGCAGCAAGAGGAGAUCACUGUGCUCGACUCGAAGCGCGCCUACGACCUCAACAUCAUGCUCGGUAUGCUCAAGAAGUACUCGUUCAAGGACCUUCGCCUGGCCCUUCUGCGCAUGGACAACUCGAUCCUGACGGAGAACGUGCUGAAGCAGCUGCUGCAGUUUGUGCCCACGCCCGAGGAGCGCGGUUUGCUGUCGGCGUAUCAGGGCCGCCCCGACCGCAAGCGUCUGUCCCGCCCCGACCGCUUCUUCCUGGAGACAAUGAAGGUCUGGCGGUACGAGCAGCGGCUGCGUGUCACGACCACCUGGGCGACAUGGAACGAGGUGUUCCGCGACCUGCAGAGCGACGUCGCGUCUGUCAUGACCGCAUCGCAUGCUGUCGCCACCAGCCAGCAUUUCCCGCAGGUGCUCGAGGUCGUCCUGUCGAUCGGCAACUACAUGAACGGCUCUGGCUUCCGCGGCGGCGCGUUUGGCUUCAAGAUUGCCUCGCUCAACCGCAUGAUGGAUACCAAGGCUGAUGACAACAAAACCACGCUGCUGCAUUUCGUUGCGUCCACUGUCGAGGAGAACUUCCCUGAUGCGCUCGAGUUUUUGCAGGAGCUGAAGCCUGUCGACAGCGGCUGCCGUGUCUCGUACGCCGAAAUGAAGGCCGACAUGGGCGACAUGCGCCACCGCCUGCACGAUGCCAAGCGCGAGCUCGACGAAUCGCCCAACGGCAACCUGACCACCAGCUCGGCCUCCGACCCCCAGGACCGCUUCCUCCUGACCGUGCGCCGCUUCCUGAUCGAGGCCAACGAGCAGUUCGAUGCACUCAACUCGCAGUUCACCGCCAUGGAAGACGCCUACAGCAACUCGGUGCUUCUGUACGGCGAGGACCCGCGCUCGAUGACGCCCGAGGAGUUCUUUGGCAUCUUCAAGACCUUCACUGCCUCGUUUGACCAGGUCAUCCGCGACAACCACCGUGAGCGCGAGCGCAAGAAGGCUGCCGAGAAGCGCCGCAAGCAGAUUGAGGCCCAGAUCGAGCAGAAGCGC